AUGCGAAAACUUCAAUGGGUCUGGUUUAUCCGCAGCGCCUCCGCCGUCUGCAUGCAGCAAGGCUACAGCCUUGUUUCUACCUCAUGUUUGACAACUUGGAGGCUCUCCAUCCGCAGGUUCUUCGCCGCCCUCGCCGUUGGCAUACCUGCUCUUAGUGCCGUUCCCGUUGUCGGUUCCGAGUCAAUCCUAAUAUACAUGCUAUUUCGGACCGUCCUCCUCAGUGUUCUCCGAGAUCAUCAUCGUUUGGACGACAGGCGAUGCAUGAGCUCGCUCGCAGCCAAACGUCGGGGACUGCAGGUGAGCUGCAUUGGCGUCAUGUACGGGGCAUGCAAUGUCGAUGUGGAUGGGCAGCAGGACAUCGCAGCACGUCAGUACCAGGUCUGGGACCAUCUGCUUCAACUUCUUCGCCAUGCCUUGCUCGAAUAUUUCAUGAAAACUGGGGACUUGGAUAAUAUCACGAGCGACAAGCCACCUCUCCCUAGCGGAAUGCGCCUGUUUCUGCGGGGCGAUAAUUCAGUCUUGAGCCUCAUUAUGCACGACAUUCCUGGCGGACAAAGUACCUACGCCACCAUCUCGGCACAAGGCUUGAGUCGUAUGGUGUAUCCGCACCGACGGAAUACGAAGACCAAGGCGGUCUGGAGUCUGAAUCAAUCAAGUGGGUGGAAGAGAAACCACGAGAGAAACUGUCAGCCAACUGCUGGGGUGGCGGCAGACAAAAGAAACGAGUUCUUUCGUCAGGGCGAGCGACUGGAAGUUUCCACCAACGUCGGCCGAGAAGCAAAGCUGUGGACAGACCGCAGAUACCGACCACUAGGUGAGGCCAAGUGGACCAAGUGCGCCAGCACAGGCACCGGCACCAGUCUUCCCCAGCCUUCCCCAGCCUUCCCCGGCCUCUCGGCCAUCGCGAAAGAGUUAAGACAGGGUACAGGGCACGUGAAAAGGAGGUUGGCCUGA
Molecule: messenger RNA, 954 nt
Organism: Sodiomyces alkalinus F11
Lineage: Eukaryota; Fungi; Ascomycota; Sordariomycetes; Glomerellales; Plectosphaerellaceae
Exons: 11
Coding region: 1-954 (317 amino acids)
Source: RefSeq, a predicted model, not a curated record